AUGUCGAGAGAAGCAGCUAAAAAGAAGUAUGGUAUAUCAGAUCUGACAUUAUUAAAGAACACUGCUGAAAAUGCUAUUGAACAGGCAAGGGAGAUUCGUGAUGCAGUAGAUCAUUUGUCAAAUGUAAAAGAGGACUGCAUCCUAGAAGAACUUGGUAUAUUUUGUGGUAAUGAUUCCAAAAGUGACAGUGACGAAAGUGAAUCAAGUGACGAUGAAACAAGUGAAAAUGGCAGUGACACAGGCUGCCCCGAUGACGUGGAUAGUGAAAACAAUGGUCAGAAUUCCAAUGUUCCACCCAACAGAAGUGCCUUAGACCCUGAUGUCAUUAUGAAAGGAAUGGCCACAGUUUCCCCUGCACCAGGCAAUGAACACCUCCUGAUGCUUCUCAGAGAAAACAAUCACAAUUGGUUUUCAUUUGUGGGGGAAUUGAAGAUGUUGCUUCACAUGUACACCCCUGAGGUCCUAAACCAGGUGCUUGUGGAUUUUGCAGCAUUCCUGCCCUUCAGUGACUUGUCUGAUGAAGAAGAAAGACUAGUAGAACAAUCCCGGCAAGCAUUCUUGAUGACAGAGAGAAGAGUAGCAAGAGAAGAUGAUGAUGUGUUGUCUGAUUCAGAGAGCGAUGAUCCAGAGGAUUGGGUGGAUGUGGGUAAAGGACUCACUGAGAAGAUGAAAUCACUUGUGGUAAACGAAAAGAGAAAACAGAAGAAAAGGGAUAGGAGAAGGUUUCUAAAGCUGGUGGCAGAGAAAAGUGUACUGAAGAGAAGGGUUCCAAAACGUGCUUCAAAACUACUUAAGCAAUUCCCUAACCUUGGGAAAGAUAUUGAAGAUUUCGUAAAUGAAAAUCGAGUUGGGGCAGAUGCAUGAAGAACGGGUGUUGCCACCUUUGAUGGAAACGUUAAGAGUGGGCCUCGUGUGACAUACCGCAGAAUCAAAGAACACCUAGAAAGAAAGUAUCAGAGAAAGUUUAGUUAUGGGGCAAUUGUCCAGCUGACUGUUGUCCGGAACAAAAGGCGCCAAUCUUCCAAACGCUAUUGGGGUGCAGCACAGAUUACUUGCAGAAGGGCUCGAAAAGGAUUUAACAUCAAACUAAACCCAGAUGCACACUGGAGUUCCUCCUUCUACAAAGGACUGGACGAGAUACAGUUAGAAGAUGGUAGAGACAAGUGUAUUAUCAAUCGUGACAACGUAGCUGGCUUCAGAUUAGACACCACAUAUACUCAUAAGCAGUAUAAGGCAAUCUCGGAUGCAAGUCAACAAGAAGUCACAACAAGAACAGACUAUGUCAACAAAUAUGCAUCCAUAUUACAAGUGAUAUCGUAUCUAGUGCCAGGUACAAAAACAACUCCCCAAUACUCAGCAGGCAUUGUCAAAGCACACAUUGUGUACCCGAAAGAUCCAUUGCAGCAUGCGGCAGAUGUUGUUAUGCUCGAGAAUGAACAGGAAUUCAAGCCCUGCAUGAAGAACAAGCCAAUAGAUUGCAUUCGAGUAGACGGUGCAGCUGAUGAAGUGUCGGAAACGUAUUGUUAUCAAGUCGCGUGACUAUAGGGCGUGGCGAACUUGACACCUUUGUAUUGUACAUGUGAUUGAACCAGUAAGAGUCAACAAUGACCGGAAAUUCCUGUGUAACCAAAAAACUAAGACUAGAGCUGAUAUAAGAAUGUACAAUCGCGUAAAUUGACGAGUUAGAGAGUUGUACUCAAUGUGAUCGGGUAGUGAGAAAAUAAAUAACUUUAAAACAUAUUGUGACUUUUGGAGAGAACUAGAGGAAAGGGGAACAUUCUCCAAACGUGGCAUCUCCGACGGGACCGCUAUCAACUUUGGCUGUGAGUAUAAUUUAGUCCUGAAUUUUCUUUAAAGCUACGCAACCGACGGCAAUGGAAAACGCGAAGGGAAAACUGCAAACGAAGCUUACACAACUGGGAAUCCAUGCCAAGCGAACACAACAAGUGCUCGAUUCAGGCUAUCGAGAGACACACGGGAGCGUUGCGGUCUACAAUAUCCGAGGCGGAUGAACUGAAGCGCGCUUUGGAAGCGUUAAAAAUCGAAGCAGAAGAAGAUCUUGGUGACAUAGCCACGUGGAAUGCCGAGAUUGACCAUCAACUAAUGAAAGCUGAUGAAGAGGUCGGGAAGCUUCGCAAAUGGCUCGAAGAAAGAAGACGCCAGGAAGAGACGAAUGCGCGCGAGGAACAACUCAAGUUUGAGUUGAAGCUGCAAGAACAAAAGAUGAAACUCCAAAACGACCUUGCUACGCAAGAGAGCCACGAAGGGGGCGGGUCACCCAAACAAACAACGCAAGCGAAGCUACCGAAGAUUGAGAUAAAAAUGUUCGAAGGUUCUUACUUGGAUUGGCCGAGGUUCUGGGGCCAGUUUACAGAAACGAUAGAUAAAGCAGAAGUGGCACCCAUCAACAAAUUUACCUAUUUGUGUGGGCCACUGGGAUCGAAAGUAAAAACCUCUGUGGAAGCCUUGCCGUUUACAUCUGAGGGCUACAAUAGAGCCAAGUCGAUACUAUUAAGCAACUAUGGAAAGGAAUCCGAAAUAACGAAGGCGUACAUAAAAGAAAUAAUGGCCCUCCCCGUCAUCACAAGCGCCAACCCUAGGAGGAUAAGUGAGUUUAGUGAGACAUUGACGUACUGUGUACAAGCGUUAGAAACGAUGAAUAAACUGAGUGAGGUUAACGGAAACGUGCCCAUGACACUGGAUAAACUUCCAGCGAUUCGGGGAGACCUAGUAGGAAUGGAUCCAGAGUGGGAGAAGUGGAAUUUCGCCCAGUUGUCAGAGGCAGUGAGACUGUGGACAAAAAGAAACCCAGUUGAAGAACGAGAGACGUCAGAGCAAUUUAAUUCGAAACGUGACCGCUCGAAUAAGCUCUUCCAAGCAUGAGGUGGCGAGGGUAAGCCAAACAAGUGCGUUUAUUGCAGUGAACAAACAGACAGCGGGAAGCAGACGUUGAUGACAGCCAGUGAGAACAAUGAAGGAAUCAUGCCAGUAUUAACAGUAAAGGUCGAUGGUAUUACCUGUUGCGCGUUGAUAGAUACAGGAGCGGGGAGUUCAUAUGCAUCUGCAAAGCUGUUGGAUCUUCUAAAGAAAAAGCCAAGUGAAACGAAAACAAGACGUGUGGAUAUGCUAAUCAGCUCGAAAGUAACCAAACUAGAAGUGUACGACACCGUCGUGGAAUCCUUAGACGGAAAUUAUCAGGUGCCUGUGAAGCUAAUGAAGGUCAACAAAGCAGAGCUAUUAUCGAUUGAAAAUCCAAAGUACGGAACACUGGUACACAAGUAUUGGACAGGAUGGAGAGCCGGUGGCAGAGAAAACUAAACUGGGAUGGUUUAUUAUGAGCCCGGGAUCAGAAUUUGACCACAACACGAUGCUGCUGACCCAAACAUCACAGAGUGACUAUGAGGACUUAUGCAGGCUUGAUAUACUGGGGCUUGCAGACACACCAGAGCAUGACCAGAGCUUUCUGCACGCAGAAUUCAAGGAACAACUUCAACGCUCACCGGAAGGAUGGUAUGAAACUGGACUACCAUGGCGAGGAAAUCAUGCAGAACUACCAACAAACAAACAAGGAAGCUUACGACGCCUGUCAAGUUUGACCAGGAAACUGCAGCGCAGUAAUCUGACCGGGGAAUACGAUGGCAUAAUAAGAGAGCAACUCCAGAACAACGUAGUUGAAGUCGCACCAGUAGAAGUCGUGGGGAAGGAAUUUUACAUUCCACACAAAGCAGUGAUUAGAGAAACGGCUGAAACAACCAAAAUGCACAUAGUUUAUGAUGCUUCAGCAAGAGCAACGCCAGAGUCACCGUCGCUGAACGAGUGCCUUUAUCCUGGCCCUCCAUUGCAAAACAAGCUUUGGGACAUACUAGUGAGACAGAGAGCAUACCCCAUAGCUGUAACCGCAGACAUCCAGAAGGCCUUCUUACAAAUACUCAUCCGGGAGUGUGAACGUGAUGCAUUAAGAUUUCAUUGGAGGAAAAGUGAACACGGAAAGCUAGAGACACUACGUUUCACAUGUGCGCUGUUCGGUCUAGCCCCAUCACCCUUUCUGCUCGGUGGCGUAAUAGAAGCCCACUUGGAUGCAUGGGAAGAACGGGAACCAGAGAUAGUCGCAGAGCUUCGACGCAGUUUAUAUGUUGAUGAUUUACUAACAGGUGGACGAAAUACAAGCCAGGCCCGGCAGCGCAAAGAUAAAGCCGUUCAAAUAUUCAGCGACGUAAUGUUCCAACUCCACAAGUGGCAUUCCAACGUCAAACAACUAGAGGAAGAUACAAACCUGACCGUCAGUCCUGAAGAACAGUCAGUAGUAAUACCCGAAGAAGAAACCCAGCCAACCAAGCGAGGCAUUCUGGGAAAGAUGGCCAAGAUUUAUGAUCCCUUAGGCCUGAUUGCACCGUUAACUCUCACCGCUAAGCAGAUUUAUCGCGAGUUGUGUGAGGCCAAAGUACAAUGGGAUACGAAGAUCAACGGAGAGCUCCUACACCGUUGGGAAAAAUGGGAGCAACAAUUACCUCGUGAACAGCAAGUACCGUGAUCGAUAGCAAGUUAUCAAGAAGCAUUACAAGAAGGAGAACUACACUCUUUUGGGGACGCGUCAGAACGAGGAGUAGGAGCGGCAGUUUAUGCAGUUGUACGUCAACCAUCAGGCAACACUCAACGAUUAGUGGUCGCCAAGAGUCGACUUGCCAAACAGGGACUGACUAUUCUGCACCUAGAGUCGAUUGCAGCGCACAUGGCUACCAAUCUAUUAGUAAACGUACGCAACGCCCUAGACAACAUUCCCUCCCCAAAGAUGUUCGGAUGGUUAGACAGCACCGUCGCACUUCAUUGGAUCAAGGGAAAUGGCCAGUAUAAAUAGUUUGUCGCGAAUCGAGUUGCCAAGAUACAACUACACAAUGAGGUUGAGUGGAGGUACGUGCCCACUGAUGAAAACCCAGCAGACCUGGUGAGCAGAGGCGCCCCAGUACACUCAGCACUUUGGCAACAGGGACCGGAGUGGCUUCAAGACAACUCCAAGUGGCCAAUCAACCCAGUCACUCGAUCCUCACCAGCAUCAGAAGUUGAGGCCAAAGUCAUUAGGGAAGUGCUCAACCUAGCACAAACCAAAUCAGAACCAGACGAAUUCGAUGAACUCCUGGAACGCACUAGUUUGCGACGGACCUUGAGAGUCGGCGCGUGGCUAAAGAGAUUCAUUCAUAACUGCAAACAUAAAGACAAGAAACUCGGGCCUCUACUAACUGAAGAAAUAGAAGAUGUACGUGGAUGGUGGAUUAAGCAAGUCCAACGGCGAGACAGAGAAACCACGGGUUACCCUCAGAUUAGCGGUCAACUUAACCUGAAACCCAAUGCAGAGGGAGUGAUGACAUGCCACGGCCGGAUACAGGGGCAAACUCCGAUAUACCUACCCAACAGUGAAAAGUUUACAGAAAAACUGGUCCAACAAGUUCAUUGCGAGACACUGCAUGGGGAGUCGCACUGACAAUGGCAGCAGUAAGAGAGAGGUACUGGGUACCGAAACUUCGAAGUUUGGUCAAGUCGGUCCGAAGCAAGUGCUAUGGUUGUAAGAGAUUCAAUGCAACUCCAGCAAGAAACCCAAUUCCUGGUCAGUUACCGGAAGAUCGGACCACAGUUGGUGCGGCAUUUGAAAUCAUCGGCACAGAUUUCGCUGGACCAGUGAAGUACAAACAGGGAAAGAGAAGUCAAGGGAACUCCUAUCUGGCUAUCUUCACUUGUAGCCUUUCAAGGGCUAUACACCCAGAGUUAAUGGCCAGCCUGGAGACAGACAACUUCAUUACUUGUCUCAAGCGUUUCAUCGCUCGUCGCGGACGACCACGGGUCAUCUACUCAGAUAAUGGCGGUACCUUCAUCAAAGCCGAGAAAUGGCUACGGCAGUUACAGAAGUAUGAGCGUCUCCAGGGUCUUCUUGAACAACACGAAAUUACCUGGAAAUUCAACUUGAGCCGCGCCCCUUGGUGGGGGGGUCAGUUCGAGAGAUUAAUUGGAGUCGUGAAAUCCUCCCUGUACAAAACUAUUGGUGGAGCUACUCUAACCUGGCCUGAGCUAAGUGAGGUGUUACUCGACGUUGAAACGCAGAUUAAUCGCCGCCCAUUGAGCUAUGCGGAAGAUGACGUCGAGUUACCAAUCUUAACGCCUUCAAUCUUCUUGUACCAGUGAACAAACCAGUUACCGGAAGAGGAGACCUGGAGGAUAACAGACCAAGACAUCAGGAGACGUGCAAAGUAUUUGCGAACCUGUAAGGACAAAAUGUGGAGUCGAUGGCAAAGAGAAUACCUUACAGCACUAAGAGAAAGACACAACCUGACGCACACAGUGAGCAAGUUCCAACCUAAGAAAGGAGACGUUGUCAUAGUGAAAACUGACAGCAAGAAUCGUGGAACAUGGCCGCUGGCCAUAGUGAAUGAAGUUUACCCUGGCAAUGACGGCGUCAUACGCGCAGUCCAACUUAAAACUGCCAAAAGCAUGCUGGAACGACCAGUACAACAUUUGUACCCAUUGGAACUUGAGUGUGACGUCAGCACUCAAGUGGCAGAUCCACGCUUAAACCCACAGGCUCAGGAUUUCCGCCCUAGAAGAGACGCAGCAGCAGCAGCAAGGUUGCAAAUGAAACAAGUUGCAGAUGUUGAACAAUGUGAACUAUGAACAGUAAAUCAAACAAGUUGCGGAUGAUUAACAAUGUGAGAUGCGAACAGUAAUUAGUGCUUCGUGAAAACUGAUCCAUGAGAAGUGGACAAAUAAUUAUUUUGUUUUGAGAACAUCAGUAUAAGGCCUGAACUGUGAACACUGAAAUCGUUUAUAGGAAGUAAUGUUGAUCGAGGAAAGUUUUAUACUGAUUAUCGUUUUGUUACCGCUCGCAUGAUUCAAAUAGGUUUAAAUAUUAUGACAUAUGCUUCGAUAGCGAACCAUAUGAGGGGAGAGUGUCGGAAACUUAUUGUUAUCAAGUCGCGUGACUAUAGGGCGUGGCGAACUUGACACCAUUGUAUUGUACAUGUGAUUGAACCAGUAAGAGUCAACAAUGACCGGAAAUUCCUGUGUAACCAAAAAACUAAGACUAGAGCUGAUAUAAGAAUGUACAAUCGCGUAAAUUGACGAGUUAGAGAGUUGUACUCAAUGUGAUCGGGUAGUGAGAAAAUAAAUAACUUUAAAACAUAUUGUGACUUUUGGAGAGAACUGGAGGAAAGGGGGACAUUCUCCAAAGAAGGUCCGUCACAUGAAGAAGUACAAUUUAUGUGGACUGAGCGACAUUUGGAACAGGAAAAAGUGUGUACCUUGGUCACCACCCGCUGCAGUGGCUCAUCAUACCUAAACAGAGUUGAGCUUCAAAAUGGAUGUUUGUCUGUAGCCCAUGGAAAUAUCUUCAUUCCGUCAACCAUUCAUGGAUCCAACUUUGGAAAGAAUGGGUCAAUUGAUUAUGAAAAACUUGAAAGAAAUCUUGAUGCUGCUACGGAUGUUUAUAUCAGCAAGUGUAAUAAUGCGCCAUUUGGAAACUCGUCCAUAAUGCUUUUUAAGGGCAACAGGAGUGAUCUUGCAAGGAAUUACAAAAGCAGACGACCUCACCUUAUUGCAUUUUUGAAGGGUUCACAGCAGAGCAAAAGAAAACUCAAGGAAGAAAACCCAGCCCUUUUUUAAUACUCCACAGAAAUUUGGCAGCUUAGAGAUCGGCACAUGGUGGAGGGGCUCCCAAGUCAGUAUAUAUUCCAGCUCCUACCAUGCUACAAAGAUGUCUGCAUUCACCCAGUCUGCAGAAAAGGUAAACCUGAUAAAGAGCCUGUGUGGUACGCCGGUGGACCACCCCUUUUGUAUCUUCCCAUUCCUGUUCCAGACCCAAAGCAUUAUUGGGGACAGCCAUGUGACAGAUGCAAGGGCCUUUGCACCGGCCAUUAUUUAA
Molecule: messenger RNA, 7903 nt
Organism: Pocillopora meandrina
Lineage: Eukaryota; Metazoa; Cnidaria; Anthozoa; Scleractinia; Pocilloporidae
Source: the annotation of a GenBank genome assembly